UGCUAGCCGUAGGAAAGUGCAGUCGAUUCGCGCCGAAACGUCCGCCGUCACUGUAUUGCAUCGCUGCCACACAAUCGUUGGUCUUCUAGACUUGUAGGGUCCGUUCUCCGCGCGCAACGUUUGUUCUGGCCCUUGGCUGGGCCACCACCACCACCGCCCGCACAGCGGCCUGUCAGUCUGUGGCGCAAUUCCAACACAAUCGGGGUCUCAGCGUAGGGUCCAUUUAUCAUCGAGAGGUGGAUGGAGAUUCACCACUGCAGUCGAUUUUUUUCAGAGGGAUAUAUUUUUGUGAAAUUGUCUUAUGAUUGACGACUGAGAGUUUGAUAAGUGUGAAGCAGUUGAGAAGAUAAAACCACUAGUGCUAUUAUACAAAGCCGGAUAAGUGAACCCUGCCGAUCGCUGACUGUUGUGAACGCUGACAGGAAGUAGAGAUCACCUCUACAAGAGGGAUCGGUGAAUGUGGUAAUUCAGCAGCAGCAGCAGUGUGAAAAAGUACGACAAGACAGCGGCAACCGAACGACAACGACAACAUGGAUACAUCAGCUAAAAUAAUUCUUUUAUCAGCGCUCAUCCUAACGACGGCAAUUAUCAGCAACGAUGGCCAGUUUCUGUCCGGACCACGCUACAGUCUGGACAAUAUGCCCAAAACCAGCUUCACAUGUCGCGACAAAAUCCUCGGCGGUUAUUACGCCGACUCGGAAACCCAGUGCCAGAUGUUCCACGUGUGCGUCAAAGUGUCCGGAGUUGGUGUGCAAGACUUCAGAUUCCUUUGCCCCAAUGGCACGGCUUUCGAUCAGGAAGCUCAAAUCUGUGCCGAUUGGGGCGAUGUCGACUGUGAAGCAGCCACACUCUAUUACGGCAGUGACAACUUCGAUCUUUACCGGAUUGGAUCCGGUUUCGAGAGCAAACGGGCGCCGUUCGCCGAGGAGGAAGAAGCCACCUUCCACUUGCAGCGGGCCGAAACCAAUGAUGCUAGGCGCAGCAAGCAGUACAUCGUAAAUCAAAGCUCAAAGCCUCAGCAGCCCCCUGCAUUUGCACCAAAUCCUAAUCAAAUCCCCUCGGUGCACAGGCCUCAAAAUCAUCGACAACCUGUGGUCUACACAACUACAACAACCACCACAACCACAACUACAACAACUCCACAACCAUUCACGACUACGACGGAAAACUACAACAAUAAAGCUAACAACCAGUAUCAGAAACAAAUUCAACAGAAACAUUUACAGCACAAGCAACAACAGCUGAUCUACAAUCAGCAACAGCAAAUUCAACAACAGCAGUACCGACAGCUUACCGCUCAAGCCGCCACUGCCACACCUGCAGAUCUCCGUCGGCAUGAAGACAUUCGAUCGACUACACCAACCAACUUCGUCAACAAUCAGCGACCGCAACAGCAGUCGCAACCGCAACAGCAAAAUCACCAACAGCAGCGCAACGAUUACAAUAACGAUGAAAUCUUCCGAGGAUCGCACAGUUCCCACUUCUUCAAUAACCGCAAUAAUGGGAAAGAGGAUUUCGAUGACGACUAUGUUCGCAAGCCUACCCAAACAAGCACUGCCGCACCGGCAACCACGACGAGCAGAACUCAAUCUAGGGGACGCAACCGCGGCAGAGGAAGUGUUCGAGCUCACAACCUCAACAUUGUUAGAAACGAUGUCAAACCAACUCCAACUAAGCAACAUACGCGAUUCCAGUCAACCACCCCUGAAGACUUUGUAGACGUACCAAAGAUUCCGAACUUCAAUCGUGGAUCCAACAACAAUUUCCGUCAACAACCGACAACAAUACUGCAACCUCAAAACAACACUCAGGUCAACUUCAAAGAACCACCAGCAUCUACCCCUGCACCAUUCUCCCGAGGACAACGGCCCACUCAGAACACUGAUACUAACCGUAACAAUAACGCUUUCUUCCAGCUUCAACAAGUGAACACUACUCCAGCGCGUACCCCACUUAUUCAACAAUAUCAAACAACUCCAGCAUUUUCACUACAGCAACGAUUCUCGUCCACCACAAUUGCGCCUUCAAACUUCCGAGUUGUGGCGUCAACUGCAACUAGUCGCAUAAAUGAACAGAUAGGCAGCUUCAACAACCAACCACAGCUCUACCAAGGAAAUUUCCAAAAUCCUUCAUCGACAACACAACUUCCCAACAUCAAUUUCCAGUAUUAUAAUCGCAAUCCUAGCAAUGAUUUCCGCACGUCCACUACUGUUGCUCCUACUACUUCCUCAACAACCACAUCAGCUCCUGCUCAACAGAAUUUUAACCCACGGGUUACCCAAGGUCCUCAAUUUUUCAAUACUGCAUUCGAGCACAAAGCUACCGAACGAACGGUCCCCGAACAGUUCACAACGACUCAGGAACCACAACGUGCCCGCGCUCAAACUCGCACGUUUAACGUAGAUCCCGUACGGCUUAGUCAGUUCAACUACAACGAAUAUCAAGGCAGUCGUACCAGCACCACUACCACCACAACCGCUUCUCCGAGCACUCCGCCAGCAUUCGACAGUAUAAAACCAUCCACGUACAACCCACUCAGCUACCGCCCGCAACCUCAGCAACACAUCCGCCACCACCCGCAAUCUCUUCAACAGAAUCCUUUCGAUCCGCGAACAACUGCAACCACUCCCGUGUCCACCUCAACAACACAACGCCCUGCAAUCACCAACGAGCGGUACCAAACCAUCUCUCGAAGCAGCAGUGAUAGCUACACACCUUCCUCGAUUAAAAAAUUCUCUACCCAUGUGCCCAAAGACCAAUAUAACCCCACAACUUUCAAACCCAAUGCUCUCAGCAAGAAAGCUCUGCUCCAAUUUGCAAUUCAAAAACCAGAAAAACCACAGGAAAAAUUCAACAACCCUGCUCCACCCCGUAGCACUAUAUACGUCCCAACUGUUCCACCCGUUACGUCCACUACCGUCUUCACUCCUACCACAACCACCACUACCUUCGCGCCUCCUACCCAGAGAAAACAGCAAAAUAACUUCUUCCAGCAGUCCCCACAGCGCCCACUCUCAAAUCCCACAACAACUCCCACCACUACAAUCACCGACAUCGACGAGGACGACGGCCAGUACCACCCGGAACUCUACGAGAAAGACUUCUACCGGAACCGCGUGAAAGCCAAGUUCAAUCAAGAACGCAAGCAAACCCACGAUCCCCUAACGUCCUCCCGAAACAACUUCUUCCAGCAGUCCACCCCGGUGUCCCAAUCGCUUUCCUCCAGCGACGAGGACGAAAUCUUCCGAACGGCUCACUCCCAGAACAUCGCAGCCAGCGGUAACGACCUCAUCCUGGAACGAGCUCGCCAAGCAGCAGCCAAAAUCAACGAAUUCCUCUCAUCCUCGUCGGUGAAACCGACCAUUCCUGCCGCUCCGCCCACCAAGAAAUCAUCACCAGCGGCCGUCAACUCCGCUUCCAGCAACGGAAGCAGCAAUAGCCGGGUCAAUCCUCGGCCGUUCUCCAAGGCCCCAACGAUCCCACCGAACGCCACCAGCACAAAGAGACCGUCCGACGAUAAGGACGAGUACGACUAUGCGUACUACGAUACCGGCAGUCCUGACGUCCCCGAGUACGACAUCAUCGAAGAUUUUGGCCGAACGCCCAAGAAGGCGUCGUCGGCGAAGAAGGUCAACUAAUCGAAACGGGGCGAUGCGCCGGCUGAGCCGCGAAUAUUGGCUGGGCGCGAAUGUAUAGUUUUUAAAGUAAUUUAAAUCAAUCCCUCUUAUGGUCACGUUUAAAAUCUAAACCGCGGAGGAAAAAAAACGAGACAUGGGAGAUGCGAUUUCUUUGUUUUAGAGAGCGAGAGUGAGAUGAGAAUCGUCUGCGCCCGGGGUUGCUAAAUAGAAGAAAAACUGCCAUUAUUGUGAUUAUCAUUGUGUCGAUUUUUUUAUGUCGUCGCUAUCUUGCGACUGACAGUCAACCGGAGACACGACAGCCAUCAGAGCUAUGGUUGGAGCGUGCGAGUAUUCAAUCAAUCGAUUUUUUUUCUCGUUCAUAAUAGUCUAUCGGACGGAAAAGAGAGACUGGGCCAAAUUGGGCGGGCGACACGAAGCCAGUAUUCAUCAGAAGAUAUUUUUAGCUACCUUAGUGUUACCAUUUCCUUUAUCAUCCGGACGAAACAAGCUGUCAUCCGUCAUUCUGUAGAACGAGCUUCAUUAAAUUAUUACGUUUAGACAGAAUCUUCUCUUGCUCUAGUAGGCUACUAUCUAUGCAAUGUUUCUAUCGAUAUGUCCUGUACAAUUAUUACUCCUUAAUCAUUUCUCCUUCUGUCCAACUGAAUCAAAAGAAAACAAUUGUAAAUAUAUGUUUCAAAUGAAAGCGAAGUGUAUGACAUAAGACAAAAUAAAGAAAACCGAUUAUAGAAAUA
Messenger RNA from Armigeres subalbatus, 4369 nucleotides. RefSeq names its product mucin-2. The coding region runs from base 531 to 3638 and encodes 1035 amino acids. Gene Ontology annotation, molecular function: chitin binding. Gene Ontology annotation, cellular component: extracellular region. Lineage: Eukaryota; Metazoa; Arthropoda; Insecta; Diptera; Culicidae. The transcript has 6 exons. The record is from RefSeq and is a predicted model, not a curated record.